AUGUCGAGUACGCCCACGCUCGCCUCCCCGGGCUCAGCAGCGGCCGCUCCCUCGUCAUCUUCCACGAGCGCAUGGAAGGAGUACAAGAAUGCCGAAGGUCGCCCUUACUGGUUCCACUCUGCCGAGAAGCGCAGUGUAUGGGAGAAGCCAGAUGAACUCAAGACUCCCAGGGAGAGGGCCAUCGCAAGUACCAGGUGGAAAGAGUACAAGUCUGAUAAAGGAAGGGAAUAUUACGUGAAUUCGGAUACAAAAGAGACGACAUGGAACGUACCUCAAGAGGUCAAAGUCCUCUUUGAUGCCAUCCCCGAUGAGAGUUCCUCUGCUGCAGGGACGCCUGCCCAACCGCUCUCAGCAGCUGCUUCUCCCGCACAUGCAUCAUCGCCUUCGGGGACAGGGGCAACAGCUGCCAGAGUAGCUCCUGGGCCACCUCCUCUUGCCCCUCCGCAGCUGGGGAAUCUGACUCCCACGAAUGGCGGACCGCCUAGGCAAAUCUACGCAGGUCCUCCGCCUGGCUUUGGCCCUGGCCCACCUCCCGGAGCUCCACCCAUGCGGCCUCCGCCCUCGGGCCCAGCAGCUGGCACAUCUACUCCACCAAUGGGUCCUAUCCCUACAGGUCCAGCCGCCAACAAUCAGCGCUUCGCGUCACCUCAUGAUGCGUUCCGCUUCCUUCUCAAGAGUCAUGGGAUCACCGCCACUGCCACUUGGGAACAGACGAUGCGAGACCUCAUCACAGACCCUCUUUACAAGUCGUUGAGGACCGUGGCGGAUCGUAAAGCCGUCUUCUAUGAGCAUCAGGCAGAGUUGAAGCGGCAACAAGAGGAGGAGAGGGGGCAGAAGAAGGCAGAGCUACGACCUGCUGUGCUGGAGGUGCUGCGAGAGGCAGCGAAAGAGGAGAAGCUCAAAGAGUAUUCUUCAUGGCGGACCGUCAAGAAAUUGCUCGGCGAUCAGCCUCAAGUUCGAGCUGCUGUCGAUGCCAUUGGAGAUGAAGACUGCCAAAGCUUCUGGGCGGAAGUGAAAAAGGAGCUGAAGGCUGUGGAAGAGUCGUCCAUUCGAGAGAUGCGUCACCGGAACAUGGAUCUUUUGAUGUCCCUCCUCCGGACGUUCGAGGCUGACACAACGACGCGCUGGCGAGACGCCCAUCGAACAGUACUCGAGUCCUCAGAGUGGAAGCAGGACGCCCAUCUCUCGAAGAUGGAGGUAGCCGACAUGCUCAUUGUCUUCGAGGAGUACAUCCGCGGCAUCGAGCGCGAGGAAUCGGAUCGUCGCAAAGACGAGGACAAGCAAAGGGUCAGGAUGGAGAGGAAGAGGAGGGACGAGUUCAGGAAGCUAAUGACUGAAGGAAGGGAGGCUGGCUGGAUCCACUCCAAGACUACUUGGCCACAGGUCUACAAGCGUCUGAAGGAGGAUGAGAGGCUUAGUUCUAUGCUGGGUCAGAAGGGGUCCACGCCGCUUGACCUCUUCUUCGACACAAUCGACGCCUGCGACAGAAGCGUCGAAGCGAGGACGGCUUCUGUCGAGGCUUUGAUCAAGGUCGGCGACAGGCAGUGGGAGGGAGUGACUGAAGAGACGACCUGGGAGGAUUUCCUCGCAAAGAUCCAAGUCGGGCUGAAGAAUGCUGGACAGGAAGAAAGGUGGUCUUCUGUGGCCAAAGAGGAUACCGAGCUGAGACUAGUCUACGAAGAUCUACACCACACUGCCUCUCGCUUCGCCCGCGAGGCUCGCAAACGUCACGAGCGCCACAUCAGGCAUCUCAUCGACGAUGCCCGGUACGGCCUGAAGAAAUCCGCACCGGACUCCCUCCUAGCUCUAGCCGAAGAAGGCGUCCCCCUCGCGCAGGUCCGGGAGACGAUCGAGUCCCUCAAGAUGCGCGAGUGGAGGAAACUGGACGACGAGAUUUCAAACGUCGAGGAGAGGGAAGAGGUGAAGCAGACUACGUGGGAUAAGUUCUGCAAGAGGCAGAAGGAAAAGGCCGAGGAGAGGGCUGCUGCUGCUGCUGUCACGUCUUCAAGGGGAGGAGCCGACAGUGCUAUGGCCAGCUCGAGACGCUCUGCUGCCCUGUCCGACGAUGGCAGAGGCGGAGAUCGGGCUGGUAGUGAUAGCGGUCGCAAGAGGAAGAGCGAUGCACAUGCACAUGCUCACGGCAACGGUAAUGGUCACAGUGCCGACUACGAGGACAAGGAGCGUGAGAGGGACCGGACUAGACGCAGGGAGGAUCGCGAUCGACGUCGAGGCGGAUACGAGUAUGACGAUGCGAGGAAUGGUAGCAGUAGAGAGAGGGAGAGGGAGCGCUCUUCGAGGAGAAGAGAGGGUGUGGAAGAUGGAGAGCUAGUGGGCGAUGAGACUGCGAGGAAGCGCUCCAAACUCGAUUUGGACUCGCCUCAGCACAAUGCCAGGAAUGCGCCAGCACCUCAACCUACCAGUAGCGGCAUAUCGGCUCACGCAGCCGAUGAUGACGACAAGGAGGAAGGCGAAGUCUGA
Messenger RNA from Microstroma glucosiphilum, 2478 nucleotides. RefSeq lists its product as hypothetical. The transcript has 6 exons. Gene Ontology annotation, cellular component: U1 snRNP; U2-type prespliceosome. Lineage: Eukaryota; Fungi; Basidiomycota; Exobasidiomycetes; Microstromatales; Microstromataceae. The record is from RefSeq and is a predicted model, not a curated record. The coding region runs from base 1 to 2478 and encodes 825 amino acids. Gene Ontology annotation, biological process: mRNA cis splicing, via spliceosome. Gene Ontology annotation, molecular function: RNA binding; protein binding.